Messenger RNA from Eimeria mitis, 1827 nucleotides. RefSeq lists its product as uncharacterized. The coding region runs from base 1 to 1827 and encodes 608 amino acids. The record is from RefSeq and is a predicted model, not a curated record. Lineage: Eukaryota; Apicomplexa; Conoidasida; Eucoccidiorida; Eimeriidae. The transcript is spliced from 8 exons.
AUGGAUGGAGGGGACUCAGGCAUUGCAGCAGAUGGAACUAUCAAGACAUACAUGUUGGCCUAUGGCCACGGGUUCGCUGUUCCGAAGAUACGUCACAGGAGCCGGAUGCCCAGCCGGAGUUUUCGAAUCAUUUCCGAUGGGGUGGUCGCAACAGUCGUGAUAUUCCUCCUCGUUCGUUGUGCAUUGCAACUAGCAGGCAAAAGGAGCUUGAACGCCUGGUCCCAGGGGAGGCUCGCGGAACAAGCCUCUCCGUGCGAACCAAGAAAGACAAAUAAAAGUCCAAAUAAAAGAAGGGAAGCUCCAAGGGAGCGUCAGCGUGAACCACGUACACCUUACACACCACCAGAGUCUGCAGACGCUUCAGCACCAGCAGAAUCUGUUGGGAAUGAUGCGCACCAUCAGCCUUCAGAAGAGCCUCGUGGGCGUGCGACUCCUACGGUAACUGAGGCAACUGCAGCUGCUGGUGGUGAACAGGCAGAGCAGGCCGAAGCUCCAGAGCCUGAUGGGCCAAGCGGAGCAACGGGAUCUGUUCUUUCUGCAGGGCGGGAAGAUCAAAAGGAAGAAGGUCAAGGGUUGCCAGACCCUUGUGCGCCGCCGACGGCUGCGGGAAGGAAGGGAGUUUCCGCUGAUGGUCGAAGAGGAGCAGCACAAUGGCCUCGGUGCACAAUGCCCUUUCGAUCAGCAGGCACUGCGGGAGUUGGGGGAUACUCGACAGGGAGUGAAGGAGGGACAACGCAGCAGCCUGGACACCCAGCAUAUCGGUUACCUACCGGUGCGGAGGGUGCUUGGGCAGAUUCACGGGCAAGUUCGAUAGGCGGGACACAGCAGCUUGUGUUUCCAUUGUCGGAUAUGCCAGCAGUCGCUGCAGAGGGUGGGGAGUCUGGGGAACAGCCAGCAGCUGUACCAGAACAGCCUACCGGGCAGCGAAUGCCUGACUCGCAGGGUCCUGAGCGUCCUGCAGGAAGUCGCGAUGCACAGGAACCACAGCAGAAGCCAGCAACGCCCCGAACGCCAGCAGCAGCUUUGGGUAGCUGGGAAGCUGGGGGAGCGCAACCUGUUGCACAAGCAGACCAUACCAGUGCGGACGGCUGGGGGUCUCGGGAAGCUACAGCAGCUGGCGAAAGGGCGCAUCUCAAAGCACGAGCAGCCCAACGAACAGCUGCAGUUUCUUUUACCGAGGCAGCUGGUCCUCUCUUAACCAGGAUAAAGCGAGCAGUCACAUCCGUAAAAGCAAUCGAUGUUUUACGUCUACCUGGUCUACGGAAAGAGUGGCCAUUCGAUUUCCCACUAAUCGGCGAAUCGAAUACGGUAGAAGACUUGAACGGCGUGCUGCUACUUCUUCAAAGUCUUAGGCACCACCGCAGACCUGGCCAUUCCGAGCGAUUCACGACAACAUUUAGAGGCUUUACUUUCGAGAUUACUGUUUCGCAUGAGGUUGCCUCUCCUAAUUGGCCAGAUGGCAAAGUAAGUUGGGCGACAUUCAUGAGGAACGAGCCCGAAUGGCUGAAUGGUCGGCUAUUGCUCCCCGGAGGAGGUUCCGUUCGUCCACUCGAUGACGUUCACCAUACGCUUAUAUCUCUCCGAUUUCUAUCUGCGCCGCAGAUUCUGCACGCCGCCGCGAAAUACAUGCAAAACUUCUUUGCGGAUGUGACAGCACUUUUCGAGAAUGGAGACAGUCGAUCCUUCAUCGAGAGAGACGUGCCGUUUAAGACGGAGCAGGACGACAAUAUAGUGGGUUCUGCUACAAUUCGACUUGUCGGGGCAGAGUGGGUGGCUCGGUGGGAGCACAAGGAGCAGCUGCAGGACGGAGGAGGCAACUCGUCGUGA